Messenger RNA from Racocetra persica, 549 nucleotides. The record is from the annotation of a GenBank genome assembly. NCBI's taxonomy places the organism in Eukaryota, Fungi, Glomeromycota, Glomeromycetes, Diversisporales, Gigasporaceae.
AUGAAGUUGGUCUUUACUUCUUCUUAUGUUGUUGGUGUUAUUCUUUUUAUUAUUGAAGAUGAGUUUAUACACAAUCAUGUUAUUAAUGCAGCUGAAUCCUUAAGUUUUCGACCAAUCAAGGAAGAAGUUCGUAACAAAUUGUUAGAUCUUUUCAAAAAUGGUUAUUUACACUUUUCAGCAUUAUAUACUCUUAAAGAUGAACUUCAUCUUGGUACUAGAGAUGAGCAAGAAUUGGUAGAAUUACUUACAGAUCGAGCAACUAACCCUGAUUAUAAUUUGGUUUAUCAUAUUUUUCGACAAUAUUGCAAUAUUACACUUGAUGAGAUUAAGACAGAUUAUAAAAAUUCUGGUUCUUACUUAUGCAUUGCGUUUAACAAUUUUGCAGAACAAUAUCAUCAGGCUGCUCAUGUUAAAAGUAGUUCUAUGAUUUGUGUUCAAGUAGAAUCUAUUAAAAGGCAAAAAUCAGAAAGAUUUGGUAGUAGAAAGCAAAAAUUACCUGUUGUUAGUAAAGAAAAAGAAAAUUCUGAUCCUCAUAUUAUUCUUUUCUGA